AUGGCGAGCCGUCUCAGACCUACCCUCCUCGAGGUGAUCUACGAGGACCAGACCUGUGGCAUCCCGAAUCGUACGAUCUAUAACAGUGUACUGUGUCUGCGAGACAUGGCCCAUGAGGCUUCGGAAAAAAAUCUGAACCUCAUCCUGAUCAACCUCGACCAAGAGAAAGCGUUUGAUUGCGUAAAUCGAGGCUUCCUCAUCAAGAUAAUGCAGAAAUUGAACUACGGACCCUCCUUUAUUCAUUGGAUCGAGACCCUUUAUUCUGAAGCGAACUGCCGCAUCAUAAAUAACGGCUGGCUCUCCGACCCGUUUCUCCUGAGAUAG
Paramuricea clavata is the source of this 324-nucleotide messenger RNA. The record is from the annotation of a GenBank genome assembly. NCBI's taxonomy places the organism in Eukaryota, Metazoa, Cnidaria, Anthozoa, Malacalcyonacea, Plexauridae.